Molecule: messenger RNA, 2119 nt
Organism: Gigantopelta aegis
Lineage: Eukaryota; Metazoa; Mollusca; Gastropoda; Neomphalida; Peltospiridae
Product: glycoprotein-N-acetylgalactosamine 3-beta-galactosyltransferase 1-like
Exons: 4
Coding region: 57-1052 (331 amino acids)
Cellular component (GO): membrane
Molecular function (GO): N-acetylgalactosaminide beta-1,3-galactosyltransferase activity
Source: RefSeq, a predicted model, not a curated record
CAGGAGGCGGCAGAGGUGAUCUCAUCACAUUUAGUGGCGAAACGUCUUCCUUAACUAUGCGCGUCUUCUGCGAAUACCUGGCAUUUAUAGCUGGGGUGUCUGUGGCGUUCAUUCUGUACACCACGGUGUCACUGUUAACGACGACACCGUCACAUGCGAUCUACAGAGUAACACGCUUCCAGCAAGCAAGUCAACUACUACGUAACAUACUGGACAGGACCACCGCAGCUAAUCGUCACGUAGACUCCAGUAACCAUUCUGACAUUGUGGCGAGAGAACUGGCUGAACGAGUGCGUGUUCUGUGCUGGGUAAUGACGUCACCAGAGAAUGUGGAGACGCGAGUGAAGUACGUAGUCAGGACGUGGGCUCGACGCUGCAACAAGCUCGUCAUCAUCAGCUCCAAAGUCAACGACACAUACGGCAUCGUCGCCAUCAACGUGAGCGAAGGUCGAGGUCAGCUGACCCAGAAAACCCUCGGCGGCUUCCACUACGUGUACAAACACCACCUGGACGAUGCUGAUUGGUUCCUGAAGGCGGAUGACGACACCUACGUCAUCAUGGAGAAUCUGAGAUAUUUUUUGUCACAGAAAGACACUAAUGAACCCGUAUAUUUCGGUCACCAUUUUAAUUCAAUCGGAACAUUUGAGUACUCGAGUGGCGGGUCUGGUUUUGUAGUUAGUAAAGAAGCGCUGAAGCGGUACGGCAGGGCCGGGAGUGACCCUAAAGUCUGUCGGCAGACCGGCACUGGCGGGGAUGAGGCGUUCGGUCAGUGUAUGGGCAACCUUGGAGUCAAACUGAAGAAUUCCACAGAUAGAUAUGGCAAGUCGAGAUUCCACUGUCUUGACCCACACGACUAUGUUUCAGGACGAAUCCCGAAAUGGCUGUAUAAAUAUGAUGCGAAUGGCGUGAAAACGGGCGUGGACGGUCUGAGCGACUACGUGAUUUCCUUCCACUAUGUGCGGGGCGCCCAGAUGGACACACUGGAGUAUCUGAUAUACCACGCUAAACUAUACGGCGUGGAAAACGUCCCGCAGGAUCUCAACCAACAUUAAAUACUAUUUGUGAUCGACUGUUUCUAUUUUAUCCGUGUGUGAUUUUUUUUAAAUGGCUCAUUUCACAUGAUUCACUUCAAAAGCAAUAAUAUUUAUUAUUUCCAGCUUUUUAAUGUCAGUAUAUUAUGAUUCCAUGCAUGCAAUGUAGAAUAAAUUUAAAAUAUGUUGCUAAAAAUGAUCAUGAGUGUAACACGUUCGCGUGACAUGGCAACUGAAAAUAUAAUUUCUGAUAAUUGCUGUGUGGAAAUGAUUGUUUGGGGUCGUGGUGUUUUUGUGACAGGUUCUCUUCACACCCGUUACAAAAUGAAUGGAUAUAUUGAAUUUUAAGAUCGACAAACAAGUCUUGAAAAAUCGUGAAAAGUCCUGAAAAAUGAGAAAUGAGAGUUUAUUUCAAUGUUUAAAAAGAAAGUGAUGUUUUUCCAAAGGCAAACUGAUUAUUUUAAAAUUACCUACAUCUCUCCUGCAAAUACUGUGUGGAUAUGAUAUUUGUGUAUACGUUUCUGCAUGUUUAAUGCAUAAAUAAUGUAAGCGACCCUAAAAUGUCAGGAUUGUAACAUGCAUCCUUUGUGUCAUGCAUCAGUACAAAGUCCUAAAAUCAUAUCUGGAGCUGAAUGUUACACCCAUACCAUGGACUAUCCAUAGUGAACAGCUCGGAAGAGUUCUGGUUAUUUAUUAACGUGCAAAACGGAUAUGUUCAUUGACAUUUUACUUCAUUUAAUCAAUGCAAGUUUCCAUAAUAAAUGUCACAUGAAUAUUUAUAGUGAAUGAUAUUCCAUGAAGUUUAAUGUGCUGUACCUUAGAUACGAGUGUAACACUACAUACGUAAUGUUGGUUCAUGUUAUAUUAUGCCUGACAGAAGAAAUUAAAUAAUAUUGUUGUUACAUUUCUUUGAUCUCUGAUUGGAGAAUCUGUAUGGAAUGUAAUUAAGCAUAGCUGCACUGAUCUUGUUUGUUUCCAAUACGAGGAGUGACUUUUUCAUGCAAUUUCUGUUUUUAAAAAUGACCUAAUUUUAAUCUUAAUGUUAUAUGUAAAUUUAGAAUAAAUGUUUUCCAGCAGUGUAAAAAAUA